Molecule: messenger RNA, 1121 nt
Organism: Gadus chalcogrammus (walleye pollock)
Lineage: Eukaryota; Metazoa; Chordata; Actinopteri; Gadiformes; Gadidae
Gene: pih1d1
Product: PIH1 domain containing 1
Exons: 11
Coding region: 196-1050 (284 amino acids)
Biological process (GO): box C/D snoRNP assembly; rRNA processing
Cellular component (GO): ribonucleoprotein complex; R2TP complex; cytoplasm
Source: RefSeq, a predicted model, not a curated record
GCUGUUCAGCUGCAAGGACGUCUUUGUAAACAGGAAGUUGCUGCUGCAAAUCGCAUCUGCUCACCGCUCCACACGUUACUCCUAAUAACCACUAUCAUUUCCAGUCUGCAGGUGCUUGGUUUACAUCUCUUGAUUCUGAUCGUUGACUGAAGUCGAUUGACUGACCCUGGUCUGGUCUGACGGUAGGCGGUAGCCAUGGCGACGGACUCAUGCCUGCUGAACUCUGAGGUGGAGCUGCAGCAGCAGGAGGAGCUGUAUCAACAGCUGCUCUUAAAGGCGGGCGGGAAGGUGCCUAGCGAUGCCCUGGACUCCAAACUGAUCCGUCCACAGCCAGGAAUGUGUGUGAAGACCCUGUCGCAGACGGACAAUCAGAAGAUCUUCGUCAACAUCUGUCAGUCCCCCUCUGUCCCGCCCCCCCCCGAGCUGUCCAGGGACGAGCUGGUGACCCUCCUCCAAUCAGAGGACCCCACCGGCUACAGAGUUCCCAUGAGCCUCGGCGAGCCGCACACGGAAAUGGACAACGGCUCCCAGAGUUGUACUGCCUACGAUGUGGUCAUCAGCGAGGCCUUCUACCAAAAGAGCCUGACGGAUCCACUGUUCCAGCAGUUCCUCAUCAUGGUGUCCUUGGAGGGCUUAGAGAACAAAUACCACCUGGAACUGAGCCGAGACUGGAAGAUUCUGAAGAACCGGAAAUUCUUUGGUUCUGUGAGUGAGCAGAACAUUCGAACCAAGAGCCAACCUGUUAUCCAGGAACUCCCGCAAACGGAUUGCUCCAGUGACCCAGCUAGAAGACCAGAGUUCAGUCUGCUGGUGGAGCCUCCCACAGGGAGUCCACAGUACCUCAUAGCGGAGAUCCAGCUGCCUGGCGUGCGGUCGUGCAGGGCGCUGGUCCUUGACGUGGGGGAGGACCGCCUGGUGCUGACGGCCCGGCCCAACCUCUUCCACCUCGACGUCUUCCACCCCCUGCUGGUGGACCAGGGGGGCAGCGUGGCCCAGUUCAACACACACACACAGAUUCUGACCAUCACAAUGCCUGUAGUGUCUUCAUGAUGCCAGUCUCAGUGUCUACUUGUUAUUUAAAAGAAGAAUGUUGUAAGAGAAAUAAACAUUAUUUUUUAAAG